AGCAUGCGUGGUGACAUCAUUACACGUGCGGGCUACGGUUGGAAGAGGCUCCGCCUACUUGGCUAAUUCCCCCGCACAGGUGAAUGGAGGAUAUUUAAUGAAUGAGCACCAGUAACAUCUUUUCAAACGCCAGUUACCACUUCUUUUUUGUCAAGAUUUUGUAAAACAGCAACAUGGUUUCGAAACUGGAAAAUGCAAUGGAAGGCCUCAUUAAAGUAUUCCAUACAUAUUCUUCCAAGGAAGGAGACAAGUACAAGCUAAGCAAAGCUGAGCUCAAGAGCUUGCUCCAGGGAGAACUCGGUGACUUUUUAGCAGCGAGUAAAGACCCCAUGGUCGUGGAGAAGAUCAUGUCUGAUUUGGAUGAGAACCGGGAUGGAGAGGUGGACUUUCAGGAGUUUGUUGUGCUGGUGGCUGCUCUCACAGUGGCGUGUAAUGAGUUCUUUGUAGAGAGCAUGAAGAAUUAAAUGUUCUUCUAUGACUCUCUUCAGCUGCAUUUUGUAAAUGUUGUCAAAAAAUAAAUACUAGUGACAUGCAGACUAA
Megalobrama amblycephala (Wuchang bream) is the source of this 540-nucleotide messenger RNA. It is a transcript of the gene s100a1, whose product is annotated as S100 calcium binding protein A1. The record is from RefSeq and is a predicted model, not a curated record. NCBI's taxonomy places the organism in Eukaryota, Metazoa, Chordata, Actinopteri, Cypriniformes, Xenocyprididae. The transcript has 3 exons. The coding region runs from base 174 to 464 and encodes 96 amino acids. Gene Ontology annotation, molecular function: calcium ion binding.